AUGGCGGGCUCUGUCGACGAUAUGCUGCCCCCGCCCAUGGCCUCGACGAUUCGCGAGCGGACCCUGGGCGGGAACCGCGCCUUUCACAACUUCUACAACGACUACUCUCACAUACCCGAUCCCAACCUACGAAGACGGCUCGCCUUGUCCGAGAUUGACAAGGUACCCUUUGGACUAUACCAUGUUCGCGCAGUAUUAGUUGCCGGUGUCGGCUUUCUCCUAGAUUCUUACGACAUCUUUGCCAUCAACCUCAUCACAACGCUCUUGGGCAUGGUCUUUUGGAGCGGCAACGACGAUGGCAACGGAUACGGAGGAAACGGUGGGGUCCUGCCCGACACGACCAACCAAGCCCUCAAGGCCUCCACCAGUGCCGGCAUCGUCAUCGGCAUGAUCCUCUUUGGCUGGUUGGCAGACGCUCUCGGCCGCCGCCGAAUGUACGGUAUAGAACUCGCCAUCAUCAUUUUCUGCACCUUUUGCUGUGCUCUCGUCUCUGCGAGCCCGUCUGUGAGCGCCUCGGCGCUUCUAAUCUUCUGGCGCGUGGUUAUGGGGAUUGGAAUUGGUGGCGACUAUCCGCUAUCAUCCGUCAUUACUUCGGAAUUUGCCCCGACUCGCUGGCGUGGCGCCAUGAUCGCUGCCGUCUUCUCCAUGCAGGGCUUUGGCCUGCUCAUGUCGUCCGUGGUUGCCCUCAUUACCACCGUCGCCUUCAAGGACGCGUACAUCAACAUCAAGGACGAGACGCAGUGCGACACAGCCUGCCGAAUAGCUGCCGACCGGUCCUGGCGCAUUAUCGUCGGUGUGGGCGCCAUCCCUGCGUGCCUCGCGCUGUACUACCGCAUCACCAUUCCCGAGACGCCACGAUACACCUUUGACGUCCAGCACGACGUCGAAAAGGCCGAUGCCGACAUCCGAGCCUACGUGCAGAGCAAGGCCAGUGGCGACUACGAAGCCAACCGUAACUCGGGAGCUAGGGUGGCCGAGACAAGCCUCAAUGUCCCACGAGCAUCCUGGGCUGAUGUCUUUGCGUAUUUCGGCCAGUGGAAGAACCUCAAGGUGCUCAUCGGGACGACGCUGUCUUGGUUCUUCUUGGACCUGGCGUUCUACGGCCUUGGAUUAAACAGCAGCAUCGUUUUGCACGCUAUAGGAUACGCCACCGGCAACAACAUGUACGACAAGCUGUACAACCAGGCUGUCGGCAUGAUCAUCCUAUCCUGCGCUGGCUCUAUCCCUGGAUACUGGACGGCAGUCUUCACCAUCGACACUGUGGGCCGCAAGCCGCUUCAAAUUUUUGGUUUCCUGUUUUUGACCAUCAUAUUCUGCAUCCUGGGAUUCAGGCUUAAACACUUGAGCGAGGGGGCGAUGCUUGCGCUCUACAUCAUCGGGCAGUUCUUGUUCAACGCAGGUCCUAACACGACAACCUUUGUCGUCCCGGGCGAGUGCUUCCCGACGCGGUACCGAUCGAGCGGCCAUGGACUGUCAGCGGCCAUGGGAAAGAUUGGCGCCAUCGUCGCUCAGGUCAUCAGCAUCCCAUUGCUGAAGCGAGGACCGGGAAGUGAGGGUUGCGUUGGAAACGCCUGUUCGCCCAAUCUCGAUGGUCUCCUCAAGCUAUUUGCCUUGUUCAUGCUGUUGGGCACCCUGGUUUCCUUCCUUAUCCCCGAAACCAAGGGAGUAACUUUGGAGGAGCUGUCUGGGGAGUCGAGAACCAGCUACAACGCUGGCUGCAACGGAAGCAUCAGCUUGGGCUCACCCAAAUUGCGGGCUUGGAAUCCGUUCCAUGGUGGGCAACCGGCUGGCUUUAUCUACCCCCGGACGCACGCGGGAGCUUUCGCCAAGUCAAAGCGGUCGUCACGGUCGGGGGUCGUGGCAUCGCCGGAGCUCGCCGACGAGAAUUCCCGGCAACAGAAGACGCGAUUCUGGCGACGGCAUCGAAAGGCUCGUAGCACCAGCGACGGAUCCACCGAACUUGCUCUGCGGGAACGAAAUGGCGCAAACGGCCAAGCGGAUGGCGCAUCAGCAGACGGGGCAGGGAGCACGACCAGCCAGACGAUGCUGCACCAGCAGCAACUGCCGACAUGGGGCGCGGGCUGGGGCAGAAUCGACCGAGGCGGCCCACCGCAGGUGGCUGGCAACAUGCAACUGCAGGACGUGGGCAUGUUGCUGCGGCCCAACUAG
Purpureocillium lilacinum is the source of this 2169-nucleotide messenger RNA. RefSeq lists its product as uncharacterized. Gene Ontology annotation, biological process: transmembrane transport; phosphate ion transport. Gene Ontology annotation, molecular function: phosphate transmembrane transporter activity. Gene Ontology annotation, cellular component: membrane. The record is from RefSeq and is a predicted model, not a curated record. NCBI's taxonomy places the organism in Eukaryota, Fungi, Ascomycota, Sordariomycetes, Hypocreales, Ophiocordycipitaceae.